AUGGCAGGAGCAGCAGCAACAGCAGCAGGAGGACUAUUUAACGCAUUUGCAUUUGCUGGAGCAGGAUACCUAUUUAAGAUGUUUGAUAAGAACGGAUAUGCUAAGGAAGCCCAUAGACAUAACAUUGCAAUGGAGAACCUAACAGCUGAAAGAGAGAAGUACCUUGAAGAAGUCACUGAUAGGAGAAACAGACUUGCCCAAUUAAGGUUAGAACUAGCUGAGGCAAAUAGGGAUAUUAAUGCAACAAAUAAAUCACUGGAACUCGUUAGAAGAAUCAAUGAGUUAACACGUACGGCUAUGCCGAGGAGGCCGCAGUUAAGCAAUCACUACAAACCUAGCUUCGAGAUGGAAGAAUAUAUGGCAAUCUUCGGUUUAAUUAUAGGUGGGGUGGUUGGAGGGGCAGCUUACUUAAUUCUAUAAAAAAUACAGCAAUUUUCUUUUACAUAUAUAAUAUAGAGAAAUGGAUUGGCUUGCAAUGGUAGACGUUGACGAAGUGGUGGCCUUGGGAAAAAGGGUGGACACCAUAGAAGAACUAGAGGCCGCAGUCAAAAAAUAUGUGGAAUGGCGAAUAAUAAGGAGACGUAAAAAUAAACCACAAAAACAAGCAGAAAAUUUUAACACAUAUAGUAUAGGGGAUGGAAUGGCUGACACUGGUAACACCUGA
Paramuricea clavata is the source of this 664-nucleotide messenger RNA. The record is from the annotation of a GenBank genome assembly. NCBI's taxonomy places the organism in Eukaryota, Metazoa, Cnidaria, Anthozoa, Malacalcyonacea, Plexauridae.